UCACACACACACACACACACACACACACACACGCACACACACAGAGAUGGCCACUGUGAACGGAGGCACCAUCACUCUCGGUCUGGAAAUCAGUCUGGUUCUAUUGUGUGUCGGUGCCGCCGGUGGCUGUACCGUCUUGGUCUUUCAACCACCUUUCCUGGAAGUGGACCACACGCAAAAGGCCGUUACCAUCCAGUGCUCCUUCUCCACGGUGGGGUGCCCUGCGGAGCAGCCCAGGAGCCUGUGGUUUCGCUAUGGCACUCACCAGCCCGAGAACCUGUGCUUGGAUGGAUGCAGAAGUGAGACAGACAAAUUCACGGUUGGGACUUCGGCCCAAAACCAAGUUUCCCUCACCGUGAACAGGGUGGCCCUCAAUGACAGUGCCAUCUACAUCUGUGGAAUAGCCUUUCCCAGUUCGAAGGAGCCAAAAGCUAAGCAAACCGGAGGAGGGACGGUGCUGGUGGUAAGAGCAAUGAAGGUUCUCAGCAAGGAACUGCAGAGUCUGCUGACAGCGAUCUUGUCGCUGCUCUCUAUCUACAUUAUUGGUGUCCUCGUGAUCUUCGUCAUCCUCACCAAAUCAAAAUCUAAAACUCUGAGAAAAAAAGAAACAGAAGAUUCACAAAAGAAAAAGAGUGUUCGACGUAUUUUUCAGGAAAUUGCUCAAGAGCUAUAUAGUAAGAGAAACAUGGAAACAUGCCAACAACCUGAGAAAGAUAACACUUAUGAAAACAGAAGAGCAGUUUCUAACUAUGAAAGACCAUAGAAAUCUUUUUUUGAUUUUCAAUUAAGUCACGGAAGAUCCAACGCCAGAAGUUAUGGAAGUCAUACGUAUGGACAUAUACCCAUCAGGGCCUUAAAAAAAUUUAAGGUAAAUGGAAAAGUCAACUGGCUACAAGAAGGAUCCCGGGGUAUAAGGAAACUCUUACUAAAAGUAAUGAAGAAAAUACUUAAAAAAAAAAAUUGUAACUGAAAAAUAACUUUCCUAAUUUGCUAAAAUUCUAAGCAAAUGUCUUCAAAACCUUCCAUUUAUAGCAUAUAUCCUAUAUUUAUCUCAUUCAACAUACAAGGUGCACCACGUCAUGAUUGUUACCCUGAAGAUUUAGUCACACCAUGUGUCUCAGUCUUGUGUAGGAUUUUUUUUUGGGGGGGGCAAACCCCGGGAAUGAAAGAAUUGCUUUUAAAGUUUGUAGAAGUGAGGGGUCACUUAGACUAAGUUGGGAGAGAACGAGGAAUGGAGGGGGGGGGGAACGUGACAGAACUUGAAGGAGCCAAAAUCAUCUUGAAAAGUAUUUUGGAGCAAAAAUCAUGUCCUCUGGUAUUGCAAUGGAGCGAUGGUACAACGCACAUCUUCCUGCCAAGGUGUAUACAUCAUGCUACCAGCAAAAAGUGAGACGAGGAGUGGGGAGAGAAGAGAGUAAGAACACAAAAACUAAAACACGGAAAAUCCAAAGCCGAAGGUUCAACAGAGAAAACCUCAGGACAAAUAUGCCACAACCGACCCUAGGUGUCAGUCUUGUGCCAGAUGACAGCGCCAGAGAAGGAUCCGGCCACGCGCUGCACCUGACAAUGCCUUUAAGAGACUGAUUUUUCACCAACGAGACAGAGGGAAAUGACAGAUGAGGGGCUGGGUACAGUAAGGAUGUUUAGAGACCUCAUUGCCAUCUCACUGAGUAAACGUGUUAUGGAUUGUUCUCUGAAGUUACUUCAGUGUUAAAAAAAAAAAUCGAUUUAAAGCACCAAGUACAUGUUCAUUAUUAAACAUGAAUUACUACCUAUUA
Molecule: messenger RNA, 1778 nt
Organism: Sus scrofa (pig)
Lineage: Eukaryota; Metazoa; Chordata; Mammalia; Artiodactyla; Suidae
Gene: IGSF6
Product: immunoglobulin superfamily member 6
Source: RefSeq, marked validated